CAGUUUCUAGUGAAAGCAUUCCCGUAUGGACAUCUGCUAAGAGACGAAUUACUUUUUUAAUUUAAUUUGUGAAUGAAUUAUUUCAGAUCAUUAACCCUCAAGAUGUCACAAGAUAAUUUAAAUAAUAUCAUAGUGGCCUUCAUAUUUUUGGCGGUCCAUGCGAAUUGUAUUCCCAAAUAUGACGACAGAGGUUUUAUACCAAGUUCGAUAGCUUACAUGGAAAAAAUUGGUAAGGCACAGGAUCAAGUGGCAAUGCCGUCACAAGCCGAAAUUCGGACUGAUACAUCAAUGAAACACGAGGAAACUACGAUCAAUGAUAUCUCGGAUCGUAAUCAAGAAGCACGCUUUGGUUUCACUAAUAUUGGAAGUUCUGGUUCUGGUUACGCUAUAUCACCUUAUGCUCCAGCAAAAAUAGAUUUGGGUGGACUUCUCUUAGGUGCUAUUAUAGGAGUCGGUUCCAUUCUCAUCAUUCCAAAAUUAUUAUACGUUCUAUCGGGUACCUACGGAAAUUAUGCGAGAAGCGAAGAAAAUGGUUUCGCACAGUCGAUGACAAAAUUGGACGACGCAUUGGCUCGUCACGGUAUAGAUACAACAUCUUGUAUGCAACGAGCUGUUUGUACUUAUUCUCAACAAGCUGCUGCAGCUGUAAAAGUAGCCGACGAGGAGAACGAAGAUGAAAAGAUAUCUUCUUUCGAUAGAAUGAUCGAUGCGAUAACUACCAAUCAAGUUUUUCGAACAGCCAUGCAAGGGACGGCGAUACAAGAGGCAGUAGAAGCAGGUCAUUCUGGUAAAAAUUGUUCAUAUUCUUAUCCCCAUUGUGGUUUCUCUUUGGAAACAAUGCUAUCGCUCUUAUCAAACAUUAUAACGGCUAUAUCGACGGCGAAUGCACGAGCUGCGUCGUCUACAACAUCUCCGUUGCUAUAACUAUUUUAUCAUUAGUUAAAUAAAUAUAAUAUCUUUAUUUCUUAAGCUUAUUUGUAUUUGCAACGUCAAAGAGGAAGAAGAAGAAAAAAAAGAAAAAAAAAAAAGAAAAAAAAAAG
Vespa crabro (European hornet) is the source of this 1040-nucleotide messenger RNA. RefSeq lists its product as uncharacterized. The transcript has 5 exons. Lineage: Eukaryota; Metazoa; Arthropoda; Insecta; Hymenoptera; Vespidae. The coding region runs from base 73 to 924 and encodes 283 amino acids. The record is from RefSeq and is a predicted model, not a curated record.